AUGUAUAGAGGAUUCUGUGGAAUACGGACGUUUGCCACAUUCAACAGGGUGUGCAAUGCAACAACACGUUUUUCUCUGGCCAUGUUGGAUCAACCGGCCCUUCUUCAUCCUGCGCUAUUGGCAAAAGCCCGGGCUUUAACAGAGGAAUUGAACAUUUUGGAGAAGAAGAUAUCAGGUGGAACAAAUUUCAACCAGGGAGAGAGUAAACAAUACGCAUAUUUGACAUCAUUUGCAAAUACUUAUGACCAUUAUCAAUCACUACAGGAGAAUUAUAAAGAACUCAUCCAAAUGGGGAACGUUGAAAAUGACCCCCUUUUAUUAGAUGAGAUAAAAUUAGAAUUGGAAGAGAUUAUGCCGCAAUUGGAAACUGCAUCGUCUAAUCUCAAAUCUAGACUUUUGCCACCACAUGAAUUUGCCGAUAAAGGUGCAAUACUUGAAUUUAGACCUGGUGCUGGAGGUCAUGAGGCAAACAUCUUCACCAAUGAUUUGUUGAAUAUGUACAUCAAGUACUGUCAAUACCAUAACUGGAAACAUGAAUUGUUAUCGAAAACUGUCCAUGUCUCUGGAUCGGGAAUUGUAGAUGCCACUCUUGCCGUUGAUUUCCCUGGUUCAUAUGACAGAUUACGACACGAAGCUGGCGUUCAUCGUGUCCAACGGGUCCCCGAUACUGAAACCAAGGGGAGGGUGCACACUUCUGCAGCAGGUGUUGUUGUCUUACCGAAAUUUGAGGAAAACAACAAUGGAAACAAUGCCGGAUUACGGAAAUUCAAGCCAGAUGAAUUGAGAAUUGAUGUCAUGAGGGCAUCUGGUGCUGGUGGUCAGCAUGUUAAUACUACGGAAUCUGCCGUAAGAAUUGUCCAUUUACCAACGGGGAUUGUUGUGCAUAUCCAAGAUGAGAGAUCUCAACAUAAGAAUAAGGAAAAAGCCUUGACUGUUUUGCGGUCCAGAUUGGCAGAGAAGGAGUUGAGAGAUAGACAGGAAAAGGAAAGGGAAACUAGAACAGGUCAAGUGUCAUCUGUGGAUAGAAGCGAUAAAAUUAGAACUUAUAAUUUCCAACAGAACAGAAUAACUGAUCAUCGAUGUAAUUUCACUCUUUAUGAUUUAGAAGGUUGUUUACAAGGUACUAAAUUGGACCUAAUCAUUGACCAAGUGGAGAAAAAGGAAGCUGAUGAUGCAGCAUUGGAAUUGAUUAAAGAAUCCCAGAACUGA
Pichia kudriavzevii is the source of this 1209-nucleotide messenger RNA. RefSeq lists its product as uncharacterized. Gene Ontology annotation, biological process: translational termination. Gene Ontology annotation, molecular function: translation release factor activity. The record is from RefSeq and is a predicted model, not a curated record. The coding region runs from base 1 to 1209 and encodes 402 amino acids. Lineage: Eukaryota; Fungi; Ascomycota; Pichiomycetes; Pichiales; Pichiaceae. The transcript has a single exon.